AAUUCUUACUUUUCAUGCGGAAAUGUUUAUUUUAGACUACUUUUGACUUUAGACAAAGAGGAUUUUCAACAAUGACUAAAAAAUCCAUAUUUUCAUCCCCUUUUCCCUUUGAUUUUAUUUCUUGAGAGGUAAAUGCUAUGGAUGGAGAUUACGAGUGCUUAGUUUUACACAAGCACCCGCAAUUAAUCGAUCAAUGUUGUGAUUUGAUAAACUCGGAGUGGCCCCGCAGUCACAUGGCGAGAAGAAGAAAUCUUGAAUGUUCUUGUGAUAACCUGCCUACGUGCCUGGUGCUAGUGCAAAGAAACAACGUUGUUCCUCGUGUUGUUGGCCACGGAAAAAUCUCCCGAAUUCCUUCAAUAGAGCACGGAGCCUUCAUAGAGUCUGUUGUGAUCGAUAAAAAUAUGAGAGGCAAAGGCUUGGGGAGAAUAUUAAUGCGCCACACUGAAAACUAUAUGAAAAGCAUUGGCUUGAAGGAAGCAUAUCUGUCGACCUACGAUCAGCAAGGAUUUUACAGCAGAUUAGGAUAUGAAUUCUGUGAACGAGUGUCUAUUUAUGGUUCUGCGAUAACAUUUCCUCCUCUCGUUAUUAAUCAGCAGGUGGCAAAAGAAGACAAUCAUAAAACAUUCAUGGGAAUCCAAAUUUCCCCAAUCAAUACAAAUGCACCGCCACCUCCUCCUUUGCCACCUUCUCUUCACAUUUCCAAAGUUCCUAAUUUUUCUUCAAAUAAUGUUCCUCACACAAACAUUGCCAAUGGGCAACCCAAGAAAGACUUCAUGAAAAAAACACUUACUUAAUUGACAGUUUUCCCUUUACCUGUCAAGCUUACAAUGAAACCACUAUUUGGUUUUACAAACCUUUUAUUG
Messenger RNA from Neocloeon triangulifer, 863 nucleotides. It is a transcript of the gene Naa80, whose product is annotated as N-alpha-acetyltransferase 80. Gene Ontology annotation, cellular component: cytoplasm. Gene Ontology annotation, biological process: protein acetylation. The record is from RefSeq and is a predicted model, not a curated record. Gene Ontology annotation, molecular function: N-acetyltransferase activity; acetyl-CoA binding. The coding region runs from base 138 to 794 and encodes 218 amino acids. The transcript has 5 exons. NCBI's taxonomy places the organism in Eukaryota, Metazoa, Arthropoda, Insecta, Ephemeroptera, Baetidae.